AUGACAGGGGCAGUAAAAUACGAUGAAAACCUCCUAAAAUAUAGCAAUGUCAAUCUUCAGCGUCCCUGGUAUUCGUAUGUCCUCGGAGUCUCCGCGGAGAUCGGUCCACCGACCAGUUCGACCAUCCCAUUUGAAGGCCGUUACACCUUGCACUUACGCCGAGGUGCCGCCAAGACAAACCACUUCACUAGACGACGAGGAGGGGUAUGCUGUCCCGGGACGGCUGAUGCAACCCUGCGAUGCAAACUGCGUCUCCAACGCCCCCGUCGCACGUAA
Messenger RNA from Dibothriocephalus latus, 276 nucleotides. The record is from the annotation of a GenBank genome assembly. NCBI's taxonomy places the organism in Eukaryota, Metazoa, Platyhelminthes, Cestoda, Diphyllobothriidea, Diphyllobothriidae.